GGAUCCAACGAUCGCUUUAUUCUAAGCAAAGGACACGCGGCGCCUAUACUAUACGCGGCGUGGGCUCGCACUGGACUCUUCCCCAUCGAAGAUGUCAUGAAUUUACGUAAAUUGGAUUCAGAUCUUGAGGGACACCCGACUCCCAGAUUGAAUUUCAUUGAUGUGGCGACCGGUUCGUUGGGACAGGGACUCAGUAUAGCCGCUGGGAUGGCAUAUGUGGGCAAAUAUAUAGACAAAAGUUCGUAUCGAGUCUAUUGUCUGAUGGGAGACGGGGAGUCCGCUGAAGGCUCUGUAUGGGAGGCCCUGUCCUUUUCAAGUGUUUACAAACUCAACAAUUUGGUCGCUAUUUUUGACGUCAACCGUCUCGGACAGAGCGAUCCAACCCCUUUCGGUCAUCAAAUGGAUGUCUAUCUCAACCGAUUGAAAGCCUUUGGCUUUGAUGCCCACGUAGUAGACGGCCAUAAUGUACAAGAAAUUGUCGAAACUUUUGAUAAAUGUAUGGCCAUUACAGACAAACCGCAAGCAAUCAUUGCGAAGACAUUUAAAGGUAAAGAUUUUGAGGGCAUUGAGGAUAAGGAGGGCUGGCAUGGGAAGCCUUUGGGUGAUAAAGCAGAACAAGUGAUUCAAGCUUUGCGUCAAAAGAUUUCAACUAAAAAAUAUGACUUUACUAUAAAACCCCCUUCCGAUGUGUGUCCGGUUGUGAAUCUAAAAUCAGUUAAACUGUCGGAACCGCCGAAGUAUAAAAUAGGAGACAAUGUAUCGACUCGUCAGGCGUACGGUCCGGCACUCGUCUCAUUGGGAAAGACGUGUCCGCGUGUAUUGGUAAUGGACGGCGACACCAAAAACAGUACUUUUUCCGAAGUUUACAAAAAGGCGUUUCCCGACAAAUAUAUCGAGUGUUAUAUCGCUGAACAGAAUUUGGUUGGCGUUGCCAUUGGUAUGGGCUGUCGUCAAAGAACUAUACCGUUUUGCUCCACAUUUGCCUCAUUCUUCAGCCGAGCUUUUGAUCAAAUAAGAAUGGGCGCCAUAUCUCAGGCUAAUAUCAAGUGUGUUGGCUCUCAUUGCGGGGUUUCCAUUGGAGAGGACGGACCCUCGCAAAUGGCUUUGGAAGAUAUCUCUAUGUUUCGGUCCAUACCUUCUUCAACAGUCUUCUAUCCAUCGGAUGGCGUCUCAAUGGAAAGGGCUGUUGAGUUGAGCGCACAAAAUAACGGAAUUGUCUUUAUUAGGGCCUCGAGACCUAAUUUUGCGGUUAUCUAUCAAUCAACCGAAGACUUUGCCGUUGGAAAGGCUAAAGUAGUUUUGAAGUCAGACUCGGAUAAAGUUCUGCUUAUAGGCGCCGGAGUCACACUCCAUGAGGCUCUCAAAGCCGCGCAAGAAUUGAAAGCUAAACAUAAGAUUAAUGUUCGAGUCAUCGAUCCCUUUACUAUUAAACCUAUCGAUAAGGAAACCAUUAUUUCAAACGCCAAACAAUGCGGCGAUAAAGUGAUUACAAUUGAA
Oppiella nova is the source of this 1497-nucleotide messenger RNA. NCBI's taxonomy places the organism in Eukaryota, Metazoa, Arthropoda, Arachnida, Sarcoptiformes, Oppiidae. The record is from the annotation of a GenBank genome assembly.